Molecule: messenger RNA, 1731 nt
Organism: Gopherus flavomarginatus (Mexican gopher tortoise)
Lineage: Eukaryota; Metazoa; Chordata; Testudines; Testudinidae
Gene: CHRM1
Product: cholinergic receptor muscarinic 1
Exons: 2
Coding region: 1-1632 (543 amino acids)
Biological process (GO): G protein-coupled receptor signaling pathway, coupled to cyclic nucleotide second messenger; adenylate cyclase-inhibiting G protein-coupled acetylcholine receptor signaling pathway; chemical synaptic transmission
Cellular component (GO): synapse; plasma membrane; dendrite
Molecular function (GO): G protein-coupled acetylcholine receptor activity; G protein-coupled serotonin receptor activity
Source: RefSeq, a predicted model, not a curated record
AUGUCAACCCAGUACGCUAUUCUGGGAGAGGUGAGACCCCACCCCAGCACCAUGAACCUUUCUAAUGUCCCACCAGCCCUCAAUGGCUCCCAGGGAGGCCCCGGGACUACCCUGUAUGGGGGCCAUUCUUUGUGGCAGGUAGUGUUGAUUGUGCUGAUGACUGGGAUCCUUUCACUGGUCACAGUGGUGGGCAACCUGCUUGUGAUGGUCUCCUUCAAAGUCAACAGUGAAUUGAAGACAGUCAACAACUACUUCCUACUCAGCCUGGCCUGCGCUGACCUCAUCAUUGGGGCAGUGUCUAUGAACCUCUACACCACCUACAUCAUCAUGGGCCACUGGGCCCUCGGCAACAUGGCCUGCGACCUCUGGCUGGCCCUUGACUAUGUAGCCAGCAAUGCUUCAGUCAUGAACCUCCUGAUCAUCAGCUUUGACCGCUACUUCUCCGUCACACGGCCCUUGACCUACCGGGCCAAGAGAACUCCCAAGAGGGCGGCCAUCAUGAUCGGCCUAGCUUGGGCCAUCUCCUUCAUCCUUUGGGCACCCGCCAUCUUGUUCUGGCAGUACUUUGUUGGGGAGCGGACAGUGCCCUCAGGAAACUGCCAUCUCCAGUUCCUCUCUCAACCUAUCAUUACUUUUGGCACGGCCAUUGCAGCCUUCUACCUGCCAGUCACCAUCAUGAUUAUUCUCUACUGGAGGAUCUACCGGGAGACUGAGAACAGGGCCAGAGAACUGGCUUGCCUGCAAGGCUCAGAGAGCAAAAGCAUUGUCAGGCCAAUCCCCAACAAUGGGCCUAGAGGAGGUGGCAUAGGCAGCAACAGCAGCUCCGAGCAGUUCCAACCCAUCAAGGUUUCUUCUGCUGUGGCAACAGCCCACACACAAGCCUGCUGCUUCCCCAGUUGGAAGAAGACCAGACUAUAUGUGGAGCCAAGCAGCAAUAGGAACUGGAUCAAUACAGAGGAGGAGGAGGAAGAGGAGGACGGCUCCCCUGAUUCUUUGACAUCAUCUGAGGGAGAGGAGCAGCCCUUUGAGGUUCAGAGUGUCUGCUCGGUAGUGAUCCGGCUGCCUAUGAUUGGCAGUGUAGCGCAGCCACCUCUGCCAACACAGAAGUCAACCCGGGAUAGGGAGAAGGUGGCUGGAGGGCCAUGGGCAGAGGGGAAUGGCUUGUGCAGGAUCCUAGCCCAGUCUCCUGCUGCCACCGAGUCCCCCAACAUGACCAAGAAGCCGUCAAACAAAAAGAUAUCACCAAUGAAGGAGGAGAUGUUGACUGCCAAAAGCCAUCUGCGGAAGAGGAGCAAACAGCUCUCCCAGCGGAAGACCCUCUCCCUGAUCAAGGAGAAGAAAGCAGCCCGAACACUGAGUGCCAUCCUGCUGGCCUUCAUCCUCACCUGGACACCCUAUAACAUCAUGGUGCUGGUGUCCACCUUCUGCCAGGACUGCGUUCCUAACAGCCUCUGGAAGCUGGGCUACUGGCUUUGCUAUGUCAACAGUACUGUCAAUCCCAUGUGCUAUGCCCUGUGCAAUAAGUCUUUUCGCAAUACGUUUAAGAUGCUGCUGCUGUGCCGCUGGGACAAGAGGAAGUGGGGGAAGAUACCCAAGCACGUGGUGGCCUUCCACAGGGCUCCAGCACACUGAGCAGGUGUGGGGUGAAUUCCAGAAUGAUUAAAUCCCUGGGCUGGGAUGAAGAAUGUCAGGCAAACUGCACUGCAGUGGAAGAAUGAGACCUGGCUGUGA